Messenger RNA from Rhodotorula graminis WP1, 1670 nucleotides. RefSeq names its product glycoside hydrolase family 16 protein. Gene Ontology annotation, molecular function: glucosidase activity. The record is from RefSeq and is a predicted model, not a curated record. Bases 55 to 1536 code for a protein of 493 amino acids. NCBI's taxonomy places the organism in Eukaryota, Fungi, Basidiomycota, Microbotryomycetes, Sporidiobolales, Sporidiobolaceae. The transcript is spliced from 18 exons. Gene Ontology annotation, cellular component: endoplasmic reticulum membrane; plasma membrane. Gene Ontology annotation, biological process: fungal-type cell wall organization; (1->6)-beta-D-glucan biosynthetic process.
UGGGAGAAAGAGCCGGACGACUUUCUUCACGAGGUGGAUCCCGAGCUCGAGCGCAUGAUGGACAAGCAGAUGCGCUCGAGGUUCAGCUGGUUCGCGCUCCUCAACACGGCGUCGCUCUGCAUCGUCGUCAUCGUCAUCGUCGGCCUGUUCGCAGGGUGGCCCGUCUACCGGUGCGUCCCUUUCCUCCCCACCUCGUCUCUCUUUGGCCUCACGCUCACCAACUCGACGGGCCAGGUGCCCAAGAUCCCGGGCCUGCCGACCCUCAUCGACGACGCCACGCCGACGGAAGCGUACGCGCGCACCGGUCUCGACGGCGAGGAGUACAAGUUGGUCUUCUCGGACGAGUUCAACCAGGACGGGCGCACUUUCUGGCCUGGCGACGACCCGUACUGGGAGGCGGUCGACCUUCACUACUGGGGCACUCGCGAUCUCGAAUGGUACGACCCGGACGCCGUCUCGACCAAGGACGGCAACCUCGUCAUUGAGCUCACGCAGGAGCCGUGGAACGGCCUCAACUUCCGCUCGGGCAUGCUGCAGUCGUGGAACAACUUCACCGGCGGCUACAUGGAGGUUCGCCUGUCUUUGCCCGGCGAGCCCGAUACGCAGGGCCUGUGGCCCGGUGUCUGGACGCUCGGCAACCUCGGUCGCGCCGGCUAUGGCGGCACGACUCAGGGCGUCUGGCCCUACACGUACGAUGCGUGCGACGUCGGUACCUUGCCCAACCAGACCUGGCCCAACGGCACCGACCCUGUCGCCGCCAAGACGUCGGGCUCUCGCGACUACGGCGGCGAGCUGUCCUGGCUCGACGGGCAGCGCUUCUCGGCGUGCACGUGCGAGGAGGACCGCGACGAGCACCCUGGGCCUCGUCCGAGCGUCGGCAGGGGUGCGCCGGAGAGUGCGUGCCCUUUCUCUUUCACUCCUUCUGGCGACCGUGGCUCGGCGUCUCAGUCGGUCCAGAUCGCACCGUUCACGGCGGGCCACCUUUGGAAGAACUUUACGCCGCACAUCGAGCUCAACCCGGACUGGACGAUCCGCGAGAACCAGUGGCACGGCGCCAUCCUGCAGGAGAGCUUGUCGCACGAGGUCAUGACCGACAACACGUCGUUCUCGGGUCGAGGGUACACCUCGUACGGGUUCGAGUACGACCCAGGCGCAGACGGCGAGAUCCGGUGGGCCAUCAACGGCACGAGCACGUGGACGAUGCGCGCGUCGGCGAUCGGGCCUGACGAGGCGGCUCAGAUUGAGCAGCGCCUCGUCUCUGAGGAGCCCAUGAGCAUCGUCCUCAACCUCGCCAUCAGCUACGCCUUCCAGGAGCCACAAUGGGGAAAGCUCACGUUCCCGGGCAGCCUCCUCAUCGACUACGUCCGCGUCUACCAGAAGGGCGACGCGCAGGUCGGCUGCGACCCCAAGUCUCAUCCGACGAGCAAGUACAUCGACGACCACAUGGCCAUGUACCUCAACCCCAACAUCUCGAGCUUCGCCGACUCGGGGUACCGCAAGCCGCGCAACCGCCUGUCGGCCGAGGGCUGCAACUGAGCAUCCCUCUGUUUCAUCAUGUGCAUCUCCCCCUUCAUCACAGACCCUGCGCUGCCCUCUCUCUGUCCCUCUCUCUCUCUGUCUCCUCCCUUCUCUGCGUGUUGUCGAGACUGCAUCAAGGCUCUUGUUCAUGG